Staurois parvus is the source of this 593-nucleotide messenger RNA. The record is from the annotation of a GenBank genome assembly. Lineage: Eukaryota; Metazoa; Chordata; Amphibia; Anura; Ranidae.
UUUGAACCCGGAACUCAACGCUUUGAACUGUAUAAAAAGGCUCAGGCCUCCCUGAAGUCAGGCCUUGACCUAAAGACGGUGGUUCAGCUCCCCCCCCUGGCGAGAGCAUCAAUGACUGGAUUGCUGUUCACGUGGUGGACUUUUUCAAUAGGAUAAACCUGAUCUAUGGGACCAUGUCUGAGUUCUGCACUGAACGGAGCUGCCCGGUCAUGUCUGGGGGUCUCCGAUACGAAUACAGGUGGCAGGAUGAGCACAAAUAUAAGAAGCCCACCAAGCUGUCCGCUCCUCUGUACAUGAACACGCUGAUGGAGUGGAUCGAAACUCUGAUCAACAAUGAGGACAUAUUUCCAACUAGAACAGGAGUCCCUUUCCCACGGAACUUCCAGCAGGUGUGUACGAAGAUUCUGACCCGCCUUUUCCGUGUCUUCGUCCACGUGUACAUCCACCACUUCGAUGGCGUGAUCAGUGUGGGAGCCGAGGCACACGUCAACACCUGCUACAAACACUUCUACUACUUCAUCACCGAGUUCAGCCUCAUCCAUCACCGGGAGCUCGAGCCGCUGAGAGAGAUGACGGAGAAAAUCUGCCACUGA